Molecule: messenger RNA, 2714 nt
Organism: Botrytis cinerea B05.10
Lineage: Eukaryota; Fungi; Ascomycota; Leotiomycetes; Helotiales; Sclerotiniaceae
Exons: 3
Coding region: 1016-2485 (489 amino acids)
Source: RefSeq, a predicted model, not a curated record
GGUUUAUGCGUUGAUAUGUGUAUGUAUGUAUAACUAUAGAUAUAUAUAAUAAUCUCCCACCAAAUCAAAUUUGAUACAAGAACUAGAGAAUGACUCAAAGUAAAAUCCCAACUUUAAAACCAUCGAAAUAUUCUCUCACUUAAUUCAAUGGGAAGGAAGGAAACCUGAAAAUUCUUAUUUGGAAUCUCUAGUGCAAUCUUCAUCCUAUUAGCAACUGUGGAUAUUAUUGAUAUUUUUAUGUAGAUGGAUACUCGAAGGAAAGAUAGAGGGCUGGAAAUAUAUAUAUAUGUAUGUAUGUAUGUAUAAGAUCGGGAUUGGGAUCAGGAUUGGAUGUAUAAAGUUUUAAUUGAAUGAGGGUAUGGUAUGUGCUUUGAUGAAUUUUAACGAAUGCCGGACGAGAUGAGGUGAGGUGAAGUGAGAUUGAUUGUCUACCUAAUAAGUGUGCUAAGUUAUUAUCUUCAAGAUACACAACUACCUACCUGUGCAUCUCCGUACAUGUAAAGUUACAUACAUACCGAAGCUUUGAUAUUUUUCUGCUUGGUAAGCUUAUCUUGUAGAAUGCGAAAAUGUACCUAACUAGGUAGAUAAGCUGCAAAGUAGUGAGUGUAGGUAAUGUAACCUCAGUUUUAUAACAGGGUGUGUGAGGAGUAUUAUAUUAGUAAGAAAAUGACGAUUCGUACUUUAUGCUGGCGAAGUAGGUAAGAACAUUGUAGCCGAAUGUUCCGAUAAGAAGGCUACCAUGUAUCUCGAUGUAAGGAAUGAGCUGAAUGGGGCGGGGUUGGGUAAAGCUAGUUAGGUAGGUAUAUUGUCGUGGGCAGCAUUGUGGUUGGUAGCAUUCUGGUGGGUAGCAUUGGGGUGGGUAGUAUUGCGACUAGCUCUUACUAUCAAGUGAAGAACUAAAGAACGUCGUGUGUGUGUAAGGAUGCAGAAGCGGUAGUCUCGUAUGUAUAAGUUGUGUUUACUUCUCCGAGUAUUAGGUACACCGAUGAAAUAAAUACCAUACGGUAAAAUAGAUAUGGAUUUUCUGUAUGUACCUCCUCGAGCUAUCGUUUUUGACCUAGAUGAUGUGCUUUUUAAAUGGUCUGUUGCAAUUGAUGCAACGACGACAAAAGUUUCGCCUCGAUACUUAGAGAUGAUUCGCUCUACACCUAUUUGGUAUAGUUAUGAGCGUGGAGAGAUCACCCAAAAUGUAUGUUAUGAGUUGAGUGCUGAAAAAUUCUCACUCUCAGCUUCUGAUAUCGCGGAGGCGUUCGCACAAGCACGUGCGUGUCUGCAAUCUGAUCAUGUUAUUGUUGCAUUUAUUCGGAAAUUAAAGAUAGAUCCUGCGGUUCAGGUGUAUGCCAUGUGCAAUUUUGGCAAAGAAGACUUUGAUGAAUUAGCGACGAAGAUGGACUGGAAACUUUUUGACGGUGUGUUCCCCUCUGCAGAAGCAGGAAUGCGAAAGCCGGAGCUGGGAUUUUAUCGAAAUGUUUUGGAUCGAAUUGAUCUCGCUGGUAGCCAAGUGCUGUUUAUAGAUGGUAAAAAAGAGAAUGUGGACACAGCACGAGCACUGGGUAUUCGAAGAUUUGUUUUCGGGAAUUCGACAAUCGGAUCGUUAAGUCAAACUUUUCAUAGUCCAAUUGGAAAAGGUUGGAGAUGGCUGUAUCAAAAUGCCAAUAAGUGUGAUUCCUUCACCACGAAUCAAGUCACCUUUGCGGAUAAUUUUGCAAAAUUGCUGAUUAUGGAAACAUUGCAAGACCAAUCCAUCGUGAAUCUUAGUUGGGGAUCUAGAAAGACUUGGAAUUUCUUCGCCGAUGUAGAUGAAAGAGGCUCUUUUCCGGAUGAUCUUGAUACUACAUCUCUUGCUCUGAUAGCGAUGCCGCCGUCAUCCAAAACUGUUUCUGCAGUUCUUGACAAAAUGGCCGAACAUGCCAAUAACGAUGGUACUUUCCAGACUUAUUUUGAUCGUAGUAAAAAGCGAGUUGAUCCGAUUGUAAGUGCAAACAUCCUCGCUUGCUUCUACUCAUAUAAUCGCGGUCAUGAGUUUGCACGUACCCUCCAACUUGUGUAUUGUAUGCUCCUAGAGCGUUCCUACUUGCAAGGUACUCGAUACUACUCCACUCCAGAUAUCUGUCUGGGCUUCAUUGCUCGUCUGCUCCGAUCGUCUAACGAUAGUCAUCUACACAUAACGUUGGGUCCGAUAUUGAAGUCAAGAGUGGGUGAACGUAUUGGCCUGAAUGGUAGUGCCUUAGAUUUGGCUAUGCGGAUAACUACUUGCGUCCAGAUGGGGGUAUCAUGUGAAAGCGAUCGUCGUGCUCUAUUAGAUAUGCAAUGUGGUGAUGGAAGUUGGGAGGCUGGUUGGAUGUAUCAGUAUGGAUCCAAUGGGGUGAAGAUUGGGAAUUGUGCGGUGACUACCGCGAUGGCAGUUGCAGCAUUGUCAUCAGCAAAGAUAUCGUCGGUGUCAAUAAUGAAGCCCUCGGAUAUCAUUCAGAACACUUUAGCUUAAACGUAGACGUAUAGGAUAUGAAGAUGCGAUCCACAAUUGAAUUGUGAAAUAAAACGUAUCUGCUCGAGGAAAAGGCGACGUGGGUAGCUUGCUUGCAGACUCCAGUCUGAACCAAUUGGAGCUUGUGAGGGAAGUGGGCGUAACGAAGAAGUUUUUGUGAUACUACUCGAAGAACAAAAGUAGAGAGUGCGAUGAUACUGCCUGCUAUCGAAUUUGAAGAGAAAGAACA